AGAAGAAGGGACAGGAUGGAACGCGGUGUCGCCGGGCCUUGCCCUUGCUCGCCAGCGCCGCCGGGCUUGAACGCGAUUGGCCGAAGGGACCCUCCAGGCCUCGAGGGCGUUGCUUGCAGUAGCAGUUAAUAAGGGAGGUGGCAAACUAAUUUCUCGGGUUGCAAGUGGGAGAGAAGCCACGAUCCUCUGCACUUUUACUUAGAAGAAGUGAACGGAACAGACAUUACUUGGGAAGCAAGCUUUCAGUGCAAACUGUAUCCACUAUUUUGUUAAGGCAGAGCAUCUCCAACAUGUCUGGAAUCUCUUUUCAUGAUUCAAGUGUAGACCCAGAGAGCUCGGAAACCACUUUCAGAGCAAGGCUGGCUUCUCGGCAAACAGGGGAUGUGUUUACAGUUCCCUCGGCUCACUCUGGCUCUGGACUAGGUACAUCAAAGUCAGGUUCUGCUCAAGAAACCGAUGUCCUCUUGGAGAAAAACCCAUUCAAAAUCCCAUCCGAUAUUGACAUCUUCUUGUUGCGAGACAAGCAGCGGGAAAAGGCCAAAGCGGAACGAGAACGAAGGAAAACACUAAAGGUACACGAGAAGAUGACCUGCUCCACCCUACAGAGUGCUAAGCAAUCCGGGUUCAAGAGGGAGAUUCAGAUGGAAGAAGAAGCAGAGGACAAAGAGUUGGCAGCAGAAGCGGAACGACUCAAAGCUCUUCGGGAAAGCACCUCAUGGAAGAUUGCGAUCACUAAAGACCAGGUUGUAGAAAGAGAGACCAUGCAUGACUACAUCAAUCAGAAACGGCAAAUGUUCUUGCUGCAGUAUGCUGUGACCGUAAAGAAAGAUGAAAUUCAGAAACUGGAAAACUUAGCUAUUGAAGAAGAAGCAAAACUGGAAAAAGCUGAGGAAGACCUUGAGAAGGAUGCUGCCAUGUUUGAUGAGUUCCUGAAGGAGAAUGACAGAAACUCAGCACAAGCCCUGAAAAUAGCUGAAAAAGAAACCAAAGCCAAACUGGAGAAGAUAAUCGAGAUCCGAGAGCUGACAGCACAAAUGAUGAACAUCCAAAGCGAGAUAGCCAGGUUUGAGGACACUCUGCGGGAGUAUGUGGUAUUCAAGGACUUCCUCUACCAGCUGUCCCCCAAAGAAUGGCGGGAUGAUUACGAAAGGAGGAAGAUAAAGGAAAGACUGGUGAAAAUCAUUCCAGGUGUUAAAGACAGCAAGUUACUGAAAAGUCGGGAGUUCCGAGAAAAGAGUAAACGCCGAACCAUGAGUCUAUCGAAGCCUUCCAGUUUUGACCUGUCUGCAGUAGACCUGAGCUCCUCUAGGACUGCAAGCCAAAUUUUGCUCAAAAGGGACUCUUUCAAACUGAACCGACUGUCUUCUAGGCAGACCAUCAAACCCCAGCCAAGCAGAAGACAGAGCACACAGAUCUCCCCGACCGAGGACAUGCCAGAAUUAUCUGAUGAGGAAGAUGAUGAGGAACCAGAGUUAUACUUUACAGAUCCACACCAAUUGCUGAAUCUUUUCACUGAGCUGGAGGAACAAAAUUUGUCCUUAAUUCAGAAUUCUCAGGAGACAGAGGAAACUCUAGAUGAGCUUCGACAUACACUGAGUAAUACGCGAAAUAAAAUGGACCGUGAAAUAGAGCAAUUGAAGCUUCUUGCUGAAACGCUCCAAGCCAACAUCGUUAAAGAGGAGGAGACAGCUGCAGACCUUGAACUCAAAGCACGAGUCUUUUCCUUUGGAGAAUACAAAGCAGAUGUUCAAGACAAAAUGUUGGUGAGCUUGCAUCGAAAGGUCCUGGAAGUGUAUCGACGGUGCAUUGGGGAAAACGAGGCGAACCUUGGAACUCUGCAGAUGCUCACUGUUAUAGAACACCAGUUGGAUGACUUGCUAGAGUGUCUUGAAAGGGUCCCUCCAGCAAAGAUAGAACAAGCUGAAAAGGCCAAAGAGAAAGAACGCAGGAUGAGAAUGAGAGAAGAAAAAAUAAGACAGCAGAGACAACUGCAGGAAGAAAGGUUGCAACGGGCACUGGCAAGAGCACAAGCUGAUGUUAAGAAAAAGACUGGCAGAAGACUGAUUUUCCGUUCUGAGCCCCCUACCUUCAAAGAGAAGGAAGACAAGGAUCAAGGGAUAAUAGACAAGGAAAAGGAAGAGCUGCUGUACUAUUUUACUUAGCAGCCAAAAGGAAGAAAUGUA
Messenger RNA from Varanus komodoensis (Komodo dragon), 2183 nucleotides. RefSeq names its product cilia and flagella associated protein 100 (gene CFAP100). The record is from RefSeq and is a predicted model, not a curated record. The transcript is spliced from 17 exons. Lineage: Eukaryota; Metazoa; Chordata; Lepidosauria; Squamata; Varanidae. The coding region runs from base 291 to 2162 and encodes 623 amino acids.